Messenger RNA from Phialemonium atrogriseum, 1968 nucleotides. RefSeq names its product concanavalin A-like lectin/glucanase. Gene Ontology annotation, cellular component: endoplasmic reticulum-Golgi intermediate compartment; Golgi membrane; COPII-coated ER to Golgi transport vesicle. The transcript has 2 exons. The coding region runs from base 420 to 1757 and encodes 445 amino acids. Gene Ontology annotation, biological process: endoplasmic reticulum to Golgi vesicle-mediated transport. Gene Ontology annotation, molecular function: D-mannose binding. The record is from RefSeq and is a predicted model, not a curated record. Lineage: Eukaryota; Fungi; Ascomycota; Sordariomycetes; Cephalothecales; Cephalothecaceae.
CUUUUUGAGGCACGAGAAUCUUGUCUCAGGUUCCCCAACCCCCGAAAAGAACUACAUUGCUCUGUCCAUCGUAUCGUAUUUGGAUGUAAUGAUAGUGGCUGCUUGUUCGUUUUUCUUUGCAUGUUAAUCCUCUUCUAUAUAUGGAUUUUCCGAAAUACCCCUGAGGCCCAAUCAUAAAUUUGUCUUGCUCUGUAUAUUUCUCCCGGUGUCGCGGUUAAUACCUAGGUACCUCCCUAGUUUGGGGAAGCCAGCCUCGACAUCUGCAACUGCAAAGUGUCCAAGUGUCCUCAGCCGGGAGGAGCAGCUCCGGCAAAAACGAAGAAAAAAAAAGCGAAUUGCGAAUUGCUCUCCUUUUGCUUUGAGCGCUGCACGAUUUGCACUGCAUAGACGCCCCAGAUCCAGUACCGCACCCGUCCGCGAUGCGUUUACCUUUAAGCGUCGCCGUAGUGGUCGCGAGCCUCGCACAGGCUCAGGCCCAAUAUCUCGUCAACGAUAUCAGCUUCGGCCAUGGAGCUAGGAUAAGCCCCGAGGGACAGUCCUCGAUCCCCAAUUUCGCCAUCCAGGGUGCUCCCAACCUCCCGGAGCUCCUCUCCAACAAAGUAAUCCUCACGCCUCCAGCGCCUGGCAACCAGCGCGGAGCCGUGUGGUCGGACAAGCAACUGCAGCAAUUAAACUGGAUUGCCGAUGUCGAUUUCCGCGCCACGGGCCCCGAACGGGGCGGGGGAAACUUGCAGAUCUGGCUCGUGCGGAACGGUGCCCAUGAUGUUGGUACGGGGAGCAUCUACACCGUGUCGAAAUUCGAGGGUCUCGCGCUCGUCAUCGACGGGCACGGGGGUUACGGGGGCAUGAUCCGCGGGUUCCUGAACGACGGUUCGACGGAUUACAAAAAGUCCAACGUGGAUCAGCUCUCGUUUGGACAUUGUAACUUCGCCUACCGAAACCUGGGCCGGCCCUCGCAGGUCAAGCUGCGCCACUCCGACUCCACGUUCAGGGUAGAGGUCGACGGCAGGCUGUGUUUCGAAAGCGACAAAGUCCGCAUCCCCCCCGGCUACCACGUCGGCAUCACGGCCGCCUCGGCCGACAACCCGGACUCGUUCGAGGUGUUCAAGCUAGUCGUGCUCACCGAGGACCAGCACAACCAGAACAACAACCAGAACCAAGAUCAAGAUCAGGGCUCGCAGCAGCAGGAAAGGCCGCAGAUGGUGUUCGGCCGGUCGGGCCAGACCGUCGGACAGCCGGCCGGGUUGACGCAAGACGCCCCUUUCGACGAUGAUAUUCCCGACCAGAGCGCCGAUCAAUUCACUAGCUCCAAGGCGCAAUUCACGGACCUGCACAACCGCCUCCAGAGCGUCAACCACCACCUAUCGACCAUCUUCCGCACCAUCGCGACGCAGAACACUGUGGGCGAGAAACGACACGAGGAGACGUCCAUCUUCCUCGGCGAGCUCAAGGGCCGGCUGUCCGUGCUGGACCGGCUGGACAAGCUGGACAAGCUGGACCUCCUCGAGCAGCGCAUCGCCAACCUCGAGAGGGAGAUGCACAUGUUGAGGACCGACCUCGUGCAGAAGGUGCGCGAUUCGGAGCACGCGGUCAAGUCCUUCGUCGUCGACAAGCACGAGAACAUGCAGGAGAGCAUCAAGGCGAGCGCCCCCGGUCACACGAAGCUUAUCCUAGUCAUGAUCGGCACCCAGAUGCUGCUAGUCGCGGCAUUCAUCCUCUACAAGAGACGGAAGGCGUCGCCAAAGAAGUAUUUGUAAGACGGAAGCGAGGGGGGAAACGAGGCUGCUACCUAUGCAAGGUCUAUGUUAUACAGAGAGAGGCGCGGGCGUUCUGAAUUAUGCAUUAUGUCUUGUUCUUUCUUUUUUGCUUCUCACUUCAGGCUAGCCGAAAUGAAGAUACGUGAUGACUUAGACCACGCCUGCUGGCCGAGGUUCAAUUGGUAUUUGGGCGUGAUAGCAUGCGUUUCCU